Molecule: messenger RNA, 3893 nt
Organism: Lepus europaeus (European hare)
Lineage: Eukaryota; Metazoa; Chordata; Mammalia; Lagomorpha; Leporidae
Gene: SPRED2
Product: sprouty related EVH1 domain containing 2
Exons: 6
Coding region: 195-1448 (417 amino acids)
Biological process (GO): multicellular organism development; negative regulation of MAPK cascade
Cellular component (GO): membrane
Molecular function (GO): protein kinase binding
Source: RefSeq, a predicted model, not a curated record
CCCGCACCGCGCCCCGCACCCCGGCCGCCCUGCUUCCCCUUGUGCCUGCGGCGCCCCCUUCAUCUCUAGCCGCUGCCCCCACCCCCACCCCAAUCAGGCGAUCUCUGGAGAUGUGAAGAAGGGGGGUGCGCGGACAGGAAGAUGAAGGGAGCAAAGCUGCCCGCUGCGGGACAGGCGUCUAGGUGAACAGGAAAAUGACCGAAGAAACACACCCGGACGAUGACAGCUAUAUUGUGCGUGUCAAGGCUGUGGUUAUGACCAGAGAUGACUCCAGCGGGGGAUGGUUCCCACAGGAAGGAGGCGGGAUCAGUCGCGUCGGGGUGUGUAAGGUCAUGCACCCCGAAGGCAGUGGACGAAGCGGCUUUCUCAUCCAUGGUGAACGACAGAAAGACAAACUGGUGGUACUGGAAUGCUAUGUGAGAAAGGACUUGGUCUACACCAAAGCCAACCCAACAUUUCAUCAUUGGAAAGUCGAUAACAGGAAGUUUGGACUUACUUUCCAGAGCCCUGCCGAUGCGCGAGCCUUUGACAGGGGAGUGAGGAAAGCAAUCGAAGACCUUAUAGAAGGCUCCACGACUUCAUCUUCUACCAUCCAUAAUGAAGCUGAGCUUGGUGACGAUGAUGUCUUUACAACAGCUACAGACAGUUCUUCUAAUUCCUCCCAGAAGAGGGAACAACCCACGCGGACAAUCUCCUCUCCCACAUCCUGUGAGCACCAGAGGAUUUACACCCUGGGCCACCUCCACGACUCGUACCCCACGGACCACUAUCACCUCGACCAGCCGAUGCCGAGGCCCUACCGCCAGGUGAGCUUCCCGGACGACGACGAGGAGAUUGUGCGCAUCAACCCCCGGGAGAAGAUCUGGAUGACCGGCUACGAGGACUACCGGCACGCGCCGGUCAGGGCCAAGUACCCGGACCCCUCGGAGGACGUGGACUCGUACGUGCGCUUCGCCAAGGGCGAGGUCCCCAAGCACGACUACAACUACCCCUACGUGGACUCCUCAGACUUUGGCCUCGGCGAGGACCCCAAAGGCCGCGGGGGCGGCGUGAUCAAGACGCAGCCGUCCCGGGGCAAGUCCCGGUGGCGGAAGGAAGACGGCGAGCGCUCCCGGUGCGUGUACUGCAGGGACAUGUUCAACCACGAGGAGAACCGGCGGGGCCACUGUCAGGACGCUCCCGACUCGGUGAGAACUUGCAUCCGCCGGGUGAGCUGUAUGUGGUGUGCGGACAGCAUGCUCUAUCACUGUAUGUCGGACCCCGAGGGGGACUACACAGACCCCUGCUCGUGCGACACUAGCGACGAGAAGUUUUGCCUCCGGUGGAUGGCUCUUAUUGCCUUGUCUUUCCUGGCCCCCUGUAUGUGCUGUUACCUGCCCCUUCGGGCCUGCUACCACUGCGGAGUGCUGUGCAGGUGCUGCGGGGGCAAGCACAAAGCGGCCGCGUGACUCGGCAUCUCUCACGCGCUCCUCUCCUGCCCUGGGACCGAGAGGCACCAUUCCAGCCCCGGGAACCUGCCCGGGGGGCUCUCGGCUCCCUCCGCCACCGCCCUGCGGCGGCCGCACACACCCACUCACACACAGUGUUCUGAGGAAAGGAACUUGGGCCUGGACUCUGGUGUAUUAUUAACAACCUGUAAUCAAGCUGUUUUAUCCAUGCGGCCAUUUCCUGUCUGUCCUCCCCACCUCUUCCAGUUCAAAGGCGUCUGUAGUGGGAACUGCUGCGGAUUUGGGGCUGGGUUUUCCCAGACCCGGUCUUUCUCUAGGUCCAGCAGCAGGUUCCUGCGGAACCCUGAUACCCGAAUGAUGCGACCCUACCGGAAGUAUUUUAACCUGCAGUCAGUUAUUAUGUAUAGGAGGUGAGCUAGUUAACAAACUUGUACCAUAAAAUAUCGCUUUAACUCUUCUAAAGCCAAAUUUCCCGUGAAAGCUGCAGUUUCUCUAAAUCCAUCAUUUUCUGUCCCUGCCUCCUGCCACCCCCUCCUCGUGCAAAAAUAAUAAUAAUAACCUGUCGAAAUUGUUCACUGAUGCAAAACAUUCACCAUAAAAUGAGAAUUGAGCCUUAACUUCAGAUUAACUCAUGAGAAUCAGGAAAACUCCUUCAGCUGCAUCACACCCUCAGACGAGGGCUAGAAAGGAGAUAUUUCAGGUUUCUAUGAGCCUCCCUGGUUAUCCUAAAAGUUGAUUUUUUUUUACUUGCUAAAAAAAAAAUUAGCACUAUUAGAAUAAGAGUAAAAAUUAGAGUAAGAAAUCUUGCUCGUUGUUUUGCGAGCCAGAUAGUCUAUUCAAACACAAACCAGUGCUGUGGGAGCGAGUGGCACUACGGUUGUGGGGGAUAGAGCUAUAGGAGUUUCUUGCCCUCCCCCUAGUGGCUAUUUAUAGAAACAGGGUGGGGGGUUUUAAAUAUCAUCACUUCCAAGAGUGGUGGGGUCGCAUUUUUGCCUGUGGGUUUAUGUUUUCAUUUUCAUUUUGGACUCAACUUCAUGUCACCAAAUUCUUCAUUUAUACUUGGGAAAAAACAAGGCCAUAUGUACAAACCCUUCCAAUGCCUAAGUGUCUUUCUCCUGCAACUCCAAACCCAGACUUGCCACUUUGCGUGCACAGGUGGUUAGGCCAGCCGGCCGGUUCCACCUGUCACCUUGCCACGUAGGAGGCUUCUUACUUAGCUGGAACAGAGUAUUUUUCUAAUAUAUUGGGAGGAAAAGCCAAAUCUUCUUAUUGAAGAAAAAGGAAAAGUGAAGAGUGGUUACCUGUACCUAGCAUAGUACAAUCAGAACCUCGUGGAGACCACGGGGGACAGACAGCAGGCCUGUCGACACUGGCUGUUCUUCCUGCCACAGUCCUUCUGUGGGAAUCGCCAGCCACUGGCAGGACCCUGUCCCCCUCGCCUCCUUUCCCCUGUCCUUCCUCUAUUGCACACAGGACAUAGUCUUCAAGGAAAGUGCUAGCCAUGCUUAACCUCCCCGGCAAGGCAUUCAGCCCGCCUGGGAGCCCUUCCCGUUUCUUCUGCGUACACGCCCGGUGUGCUUCUGAGUUGGUUGGCAGCUCAACUUGCCAUUCGUUGGAGUGACCAGUGGGACCCGGUUCACGGUCCGUGUGGAUCGAUGGAAGGAGAGCUAACGGCUUCCCUGCCUGGAGAACAGCGAGAAGCCCUCCAGCCUCCCGCUCCGACGACGCUGUCGAGACGGCACCUUCUUCCCGCCUGAGGUCUCCCUCGGGGUCUCUCUCUAAGGUCUCCUCUCUACAAAGCACAACACUAAUGUAUGUGUCCUUAGACUUCCGUUCAAGCGCCCCUAUUUAUUUCAACAGGAACACACGUUUCAGAGCCACCUUUCGUUUGUCACCUCUGUUGUCCUGCCCACCCUCCUUUGCCCCUCGACCCUUCCUACCUGCGAGUCUUACUCCGCAAAUCCUCUCUGGUUUGUGAAGGCAGCGGUUAAGGGCACAAAGACGGCCAUGGGGACAUUUAUGUAAAUACGUCUCUCCCAGCACCACCCUGCAGCUGAACAACGUGUAGUGCUUUCCCAGUCAGCUUUGCCAUCAUGACGUCAGUCAUUUGAGAAAAGUACUCAGAUUUUAUUUUUGUAUCGGUGGUAACAAAACAUUAACCAAAAGGUUUUCUGUUGGGAAGCUUCCCUGACCGUCUCCCCCUCCCCCACCCAAGCUGUUUGCUCACAUUAACAAAUUAAAAGUGCCUGAGACAUGAUCCAUUCUUUCCCUGUAUAUUAAAACCCCGUUGUAUUGAUUUUUUAUAAUAAGCCUUUUUACCUCUGUGUAAAAAAAUAUAUAUACAAGUGUAUGAUGUACAUUUUAGUUCUUAACUUUUUUUUAUGGUUUCUAAUAUGUAUGACCAAUGUAGCCAUUGCUUUAAAAUGUACCAUGUAAAUAUAAACA